CGAUCUUCGCGUGUGUGCGUGAGCCGCUGAUAACGCAGCUGAUCGAGCGAUUUUGGGUGUGGGUUUCAGCAUUUCGAUCCGAGCAGAGGAAUCCGUGAGCAGAGCAUGGCCAGCAGUACCAACAAUACGCAGCAGUUGAACAGGAUCACCAGCGACAUGGUCCUCACGCCGCAGUCCUCGUCGAAGGAGGCGGAAAAUAAGGCGAUCCCGAGUGAUCCCCAGUGGCGUUCCCCCCAGCUGAUGAUCGUCUUCGAGGACGGUGAUCUGCACUCGGCCCGCCAGCAGCUGCUCGCCUCCCUGCAGAAUCCGUUUGCCGCGGGAUCCGUGGCCACCCUGCUGCUCCAGGAGAGCAUAGCCGAUCAGUUUGUGGGUCUGGUGGCCCAGGAUCUGCGCUCGCUGCCCCAGGCGGUGGCCCAGCAUCCCAGUUAUGUCGGCACGCUGGCCAAGAUCGAUCAGCUGAAGGCCAAGGUGGUAAAGGCCGGCGAAUCGCCCAUCCUGGUGUACGAUUGCGUGCACAGCUACCUGGGCAGCGGAGCCACCGGAGUGGUCACCCUGCACACCUUCCGCACCGCCAAGGAGGCCGGCGAGUUGGCCAAGAGGGAUCCCCUGCCCUACGGACAGGUCAGCCUGUGGAACGAGAAGCUGGCCUGCGCCUACGAACUGAUACCCCGUCUGCCUUCCGAUGUGGUGGCCCUCAACUGCUUCAAUCCGGAUCUGAGCCCCAUCAGGGAUUCCUUCGCCGGCAAUCGCAACGAUGUGCUCCUGGAAAAGAACUACCACUACGAAUCCCUGGUGGUCAGCGGCAAACGGAGGAUCGUCGUCUUCCCCGUGGGCACCAUCUUCGCCAACUGAGAAUGGAGCAACGAAACAUGACCAGGUGCUCUGCUAGGCAAUACUUUAAAAUACCUCUCAUAAGCAUUUUACUUGUAUCCAAAGGCUUUUCGCACAGUUCAAUUGGAGUUACUACUAUACCGAUCAAAUUUCUAUAUGUAAAGUAAUAUUCCCUAAAUCAAAAUAUUGUAAUAUUCCAAUUGAACUGUAGAAGGGUCUUGAGCCAGAACUGUUUUUUAUACUCUGCCAAUAAUUGUCCACUGA
Molecule: messenger RNA, 1095 nt
Organism: Drosophila takahashii
Lineage: Eukaryota; Metazoa; Arthropoda; Insecta; Diptera; Drosophilidae
Source: RefSeq, a predicted model, not a curated record